Messenger RNA from Blumeria graminis f. sp. triticale, 153 nucleotides. Lineage: Eukaryota; Fungi; Ascomycota; Leotiomycetes; Helotiales; Erysiphaceae. The record is from the annotation of a GenBank genome assembly.
AUGGAUGUAAAAUGUCCUGGCUGCUUCACAAUUACUACCGUCUUUUCCCAUGCGCAGACAGUUGUAAUCUGCGCUGGCUGCUCGACCGUUCUAUGUCAACCAACGGGAGGAAAGGCUCGAUUGACAGAAGGUUGCUCAUUUAGAAGAAAGUAG